Molecule: messenger RNA, 1194 nt
Organism: Beauveria bassiana ARSEF 2860
Lineage: Eukaryota; Fungi; Ascomycota; Sordariomycetes; Hypocreales; Cordycipitaceae
Exons: 1
Coding region: 1-1194 (397 amino acids)
Source: RefSeq, a predicted model, not a curated record
AUGUCGUCCCCCGCAGGUACCGAUGCAGCAGCAGACGUCGCGCCGCCGCCCCGCCCCGCGACCAACAGCCUCGUCAGCGCCGCCGCCCGUCUCGCCGUCACCUACGCGGCACCGUACCUCGACGACCGCCUCCGCGCGUCGCAGGCGCCCUUUGCGCAAGCCGACAUCAUGCUCCCGCACCACGACUCCCGCUGGUGGGGGUGGACGCACUACGGCGUCUUUUUGCCGCGGCUGCCCGAGCCGUACCGGUUCCUCAACUUUAUGACGUUGAUCGGCGCCACGGGCACGGCCUGCUUCGACAAUGACUACCUCGUCGCAGCCGGCAGCGACGCGCGCGACACGGCGACGCUGCUGUCGGCGACGGCGCACGGCGACGAGCACCACUACGAGGCGUAUGACGCGGCGUCGGGCAGCUGCGAGUUCCGCGCGGAUGGGUCGCGGCUGGUUUGGGGCAGCGAUGGCGUUGGCGGCGGCGGCGGAGACUUGGUGCUAGAAUGCCGCCAUCCAGAGUACACGGUCGCGGGGCGCUUCCGCCACAUGCGUGUCCACAUUGCGGUGCGGGCGACGGAGCACGUCUCGUACUUUACCAAGAUGCCGCUCUACGACCACUUUAGCGUACUAGCAACCUACACGGGCUCUAUCCAGGACGCCCGCAGAGGCAGCGACGGCGGUGGCAUCACCACGACGCCGAUAUCCGGCCUCUGCACCGUCGAGUACGGGCGGUGCAUGACGCCGCAGGCGCUCACGCGGCGGCCCGUGCCGACAGCGCUCAAGCUGCCCGUCACCUUCUUCACCUACCAGAUUGUCAACCUCGACGCGUCGACGCAGCUGCUGCUGACAAAGGUGACGGGCGCGGGCGGCAGCACGCUGUGUCUGCUGGCGCAUCUGCGGACGCUGAGCGGUGGUGGCGCGGCGCGGGUGUUUGAGCGGACGGAGCUGGAAGUCGUCGAGUAUGCAGAGAAGCGGCUGGUGGACGGGCAGGGCCGCAGCAUGAGGGUGCCGAGGCGGAUGCGGUGGACGGUGGACGAGGAUGAUGGCGGGGAGAGGCUGCUGCAGCUCGAGGCGGACGUGGAUGCGCCGUUUCGGUAUGGGCACGGGCAGGGCUAUGUGAGCGCCUACACGUUUAAAUGCACGUGGGCAAGUAGAUUGUUGACUGGCACUGGAUAUCUGGAAUGGAUUGACUUGGACGGGUAA